AUGUUAAAGCUUCUCCUUGGACUAGCACUGCUGGAGGCCAGCUCCGGCAGCAGGCUGGGUAAGAUCUUCGGUGGCAUGACCACGUCCAUUAGUGAGCAUUCCUUCCUGGUCAAUCUUCGACGCAGUGGAGGGUUUCGUUGCGGUGGCGCUCUAAUCUCACCCACCUGUGUACUCACUGCCGCCCACUGUCUGGAGCGGCGACACCACCAAUUGCACGACCUCACUAUCCACGCCCAACAGCAGUGUCUGGGCGAUCAGUCGUCUUCGGACCAUAUGCGUCACGCGUGGUACGCUGCAGUUUCGCCAUACUACCGCCCCGAUCAAGGCCUGGACUCUGAUGUGGCUGUGAUCCGAUUAAGGCACUCCUUUGACAUCUCCAGCAAUGCGAGUCUCGUCAAGAUUGACUACAACGAUCUGCCAGAGCGGACCAAUCUCACGGUGAUGGGCUGGGGCAAGAUCGAUAGCCACGGUCACAACUGGAAUCAAUGCCUACAGGCGGCCAAAGUGCAACUCAUCCCGCAGAAGCAGUGCUGCGAAACCGUAGGAUCUCCAAAGCAAUGGGUCACCCAAAACAUGUUCUGUGCUCUGGGCGAGAAUGCCAAGGAUGCCUGCCAGGGGGACUCCGGUGGCCCGGUAAUUAACGAUGAUGGACGCACCGUGGGCAUUGUUUCCUGGGGCUAUGGCUGUGGCAGUGGCUAUCCCGGGGUCUACACCCGUCUCGGCACUCCAUCGAUCACGUACUGGCUGAAGAGCUUCGUGGAGCGACAUUGUUGGUGAAAGGAAACUUUCAAACUAUUUUAUAAAUAAAUA
This is a messenger RNA of Drosophila serrata, 810 nucleotides long. RefSeq lists its product as uncharacterized. The record is from RefSeq and is a predicted model, not a curated record. Gene Ontology annotation, biological process: proteolysis. Lineage: Eukaryota; Metazoa; Arthropoda; Insecta; Diptera; Drosophilidae. Gene Ontology annotation, molecular function: serine-type endopeptidase activity.